Messenger RNA from Didymosphaeria variabile, 1287 nucleotides. RefSeq lists its product as uncharacterized. Bases 1 to 1287 code for a protein of 428 amino acids. Gene Ontology annotation, cellular component: plasma membrane; mitochondrion; lipid droplet. Gene Ontology annotation, biological process: glycolipid biosynthetic process. The transcript is spliced from 2 exons. The record is from RefSeq and is a predicted model, not a curated record. NCBI's taxonomy places the organism in Eukaryota, Fungi, Ascomycota, Dothideomycetes, Pleosporales, Didymosphaeriaceae.
AUGGCUCAAUCGCGUCAAUAUGAGCUGAUCCUCUUCGGGGCGACUGGCUAUACUGGGAAGCUCACCGCAGAGUGGAUUAGCCAACAUUUACCGACAGAUUUGAAAUGGGCAAUAGCAGGGCGCAACGCAAAGAAGUUACAAAAUGUCAUUGAUGAAUUGCAAAUUUUGAGUCCGGACCGCAAGCAGCCAGACAUCGAAACAUGCGAGCUCAAAGAAGACCAGCUCACGGCCCUCGCACUCAAAACCCGCCUCAUCAUAACGACUGUUGGUCCCUUCAUGUUCUAUGGCGAACCCGUGCUGGCAGCCUGCGCGAAGACGGGAACCCACUAUCUCGACUGUACUGGAGAGGUACCAUGGAUUCAUUCCAUGAUACCCAAGUACCACGACCAAGCCAAGUCCACUGGCGCCAUCAUAAUCCCCGAAUGUGGCCUUGACUCUGUUCCUGCAGAUAUCCUAGCUUACGUGCUAACAUCGCACGUACGCAAAACCCUCAACGCUGGAACCACGAACCUGAACAUGAGCUUUUUCUCUGGAAAGUCGGGCUUCAGCGGAGGAACGACCCACACGAUUCUGCAGCUGUUCGAGAAGUAUGGCAUGAAGGAGCUGGGUGAUUCGAUGAAGCCAUGGUCUCUGUCGCCUGUGCAGCCUACGAAGCCCGCGAGGAGUCCGAAGGGUAACCUGCUCCACCGUCUAUUCGGUGUGGUCAACAUCCCCGAACUCGGUGGCAUCCAAACGACCUGGCUCAUGGCGAGUGUUGAUAGAUGCAUCACGCACCGCUCUUGGGGUCUGUACGAAUCGAGUGCUAAGUCAACAUCCACCCCAAGCUUGUCAUACGGGUCGCGCUUCAACUUCAAUGAGUAUAUGCGUGCCAGGUCUCUCCUCCUUGGUUUGGCCGUCAAUGUAGGCAUGGCACUGUUCGGCCUAGCAUUCGCUUUCCCACCGUCUCGUUGGAUUCUUUCGCCUCUCGUUAAACGCUUUCUGCUGCCACAACCGGGCGAAGGACCUUCACGCGAGAGCAUGAAGAAUGAUUUCAUGAGCUACAAGGCGGUGGCGAUUGCGGAUACGGACAAGCAAGAGAGUGUUCUCGGAACAUUGCACAUCCCUCAUGGUGGGUAUGUUGCGACGGCGCAAACAUUGAGUGCCGCUGCAUGGGUCAUUUUGCGUGGGAGGCUAGAGGAUACCGAAGCUGGCAGGUUGGGUGGAGGGAUCCUGACUCCAGCGACUCUCGGCCUGCCGUUGGUGGAGAAGCUGGAUGAGUUCGGUAUCAAGAUUGAGGCCGGGGUCUGA